This is a messenger RNA of Schistosoma margrebowiei, 1749 nucleotides long. The record is from the annotation of a GenBank genome assembly. Lineage: Eukaryota; Metazoa; Platyhelminthes; Trematoda; Strigeidida; Schistosomatidae.
UACGCGGUGAACCCAACUGUUUAAGGUCGUCGGUUUGAAGGAGGUAACUUUGAUCCUGUCCUGACUACCUCGUCCUGUAGUCGCGGUAAUGGGGCUGUGCGAUGCGUUAAGAGGAAACGUGAUUUACGAGACGAUAAGACCUUAUGUUAUGUUAUGUUUGCCAAAUGAUUCAUCGGCUUCAGAGUCGUAUUUUUCUGAAUUGAAGUGUGCAUCUGCCUAUUUGGAUUGUACCUAUUUUAUUCUACGUGUUAUUAAUAAUGAGUUGUUACAGAUAAAGCAAUCGGCUAAAAUGAAGUCCGACAAUUUUUAUAGAAAUGUAUUAUCCGUAUUUGAUUUACUGCUUAAACCUGAGAAAAAACCAUCAGAAUUUCUGGGCGAACCACCAAAACCAAAAAGUGAUUUAUUUCGGCAUUCAAAACAUUCUCAUCUACGUCAUUAUUUCACUCAAGUAUGGAUAUCGUUUCUAAACAACGAAUUAUCAGAUGAUGUACGUCUAGAAUCCGUACGGUAUUUGGGUAAUGGAGGCAUGAACCGCUUAGCUGAAAUUCGCUUAUUAGCUGAUCACAUUAUACCAAUUUUUGAUCCUGAUCCAGAGAAUAAAUUGUCUCAAACAGAAUUGACAAAAUUUCCAACUAGUUGGUCUCGUGCAGUUUGUCAUGCAGUACUCGGUUUAAUUCAAAAAGGUGAUUUCAAUUAUCCACGUUUGUACAUUCGGCUGUAUCGUUUAUUGGAUGAAACUUUGUUUGGAUGUCCAGAUGUUGAACCUUUUCUGAUUGAUUUAGAUGUUUAUUUAAGCUCCAUACAUUUAGCUACCACAGUUGUUGCAUCAUUCAUAAAACGACUUUCUCAAUUAUCUUUAUUUAGUCCAAUUUCAAUUACACCUGCAUUACUUUUAAUCAUCUUCAAUGGUUUACAAAAUCAUCCUCAUUGUCGUGUUUUAAUUAACUAUAAACAGAAAAAAUCACAAAAAUUAAAUAAUAUUCAAUCAGAUGAUAAUAGUUUACCAAAUGUAUUAAAUGCACAAUCAAUUGGUGAUCCUUAUAAUUGGGAAGCAGAUAAUUUUGAUUCAUCUAGAGCAUUAGAAAGUAGUCUAUGGGAAGUUUAUGCAUUAAUUGGUCAUUGUUCACCAGAUAUCUCAUCAUUAGCUUAUAAAAUUUGUAAUCCUGAUCCAACGGAUACUUUUAAUUCCUCUGUGGCUGACAUACUUGAUAAACAAAAAAAGAAUAUUAAAGAAGCAACCCGCUCUGUGAAGGAAGCAUUGUACCUGUUAUCUCAAACUAAUAUUACGAUGCCAGAGUUACCUCCGCUUGAUGGUUGGGCGUAAUUGGUUUUCCUUUUUGGUGCAGAAACGUUUAAAUUUUUAUACAACUUACUAUCUGUGCAAGAAACAUUUUUAAUUAUAAAUAUCUGAUUCUUUUGUAUAAUACCGAACGUUUAUUAAUUCUGUUCAUAUUUUCACCUUUCUACUGUUAUAUCCAGUAGCUUAACUUCGUGUAAAUGAUGUAUACAUCCUAUGAGUUGUAUUUGCAUGCUAAGAUAAUUAUUAAAAUGUUUUUGUAUUUAUUUACUUUUAUACUGUCCUCAUUUUUUGUUGCGAUAAAUUUUCGUACAGUACAAAUAUUUCACUGAAAAAUCAAGUUUACAAGACAAACUGCGUUUACCGGAUGCAUUCACGAUUAAUAUAUUUAACCAUGGUCUUUUGCAAAUGUUAUUCAGUGAAAGUGUCAAUAAAUGGCAUUAACUUGACAA